AUGUGCAGCGUUGAAUCGGGGGGCCACUUCAGCGGCUUGGUGGAGUCCUUCCUGGAUGUGAUCCGAAAGAAUUUCCCGUCCAGGGGGAUUGUUUUUGUUUUGACGUCUCAUUGUUUCGUGGGAUGUAGGCUACUGGGACAGGCGGGUUCUGAAUUAAGUCACGUAGUACGGUAGUAGGGAAGGUAAUUUAUUUUUGAUUUCUUAUGGCGUAGGCUCUAGAACCUUUCAUUAUAUUGCAUGGAUAUAUACUACGUGUAUAUGUAAGCAACAUUAGUUGUCAAACUGACCCGUUGUUGUACCACUUUUUAUCAAAAGUCCAUAGAUAUUUUGUGGCCGGGCCGCAUCGUGCAAUAACCCCAUUUUGCACCGAGCAUUUGAUAUUUUGCACUGUGCAACCGGAAUAUCGCUGCGGCAAAAGCUGUUCUCAACUGCUGUGCAACAAACAAUUAGUAAAAUUCAUGUUUUUCUUAAUCGUAAAUUCAUCUUUUAUUGUAGCUAAGCAGCUAUUUCUAUGCCGCAAACGCCGUUAAAUAUCAGUCUGUCGAGAAAGUGACGUGCUUCCGCCAGACCUUGGAAUUGCCCAUCGUCGGUUUGCGACGGCUCACGCAACCCAAAAUAGAACAAAAAUGUCUCCCGCCCACUUUUGAAUUUCGUCCAAACGAAGUGUCAAAAUUCACAAAAGAAAUAAAAUAAUUCCGAGAAAAAUAUUUUUCGGUCGGAAAAUCACACGAAAAUUCAUUUUUGACAUUUCGUUUGAAUUCAACCGAUACUAGGUGGGCGAAGCGCCGAAACGAGGCGGGAGACUCCCUGGGUUGCCGUCCGGCUUGCAGCGGCUAGAGAUUUGGGGCGCGGCGACAUUUUGCUGCGACAAAUUCACGUUAUUUUCCCGACAGACAGAUAUCUCACCCGUUUUUGCAAAGCGCGAGCUAAAACUUUCAGAGAUUAGGGAAUGGCUAAUUAACAACAUGCAUGAGAUCAAUGAGAUCCAAUUCUGAUAUUUCUUUGUUUAAAUUUUCGUUUUUUCGUCUUUAGCAGUCCGUCCGGAAAAUAAUGAGCACUCUGUCGGAUCAAAAAUCGUAUCGCUGCUGAGAAAAUGAAUUUUGUCACGGGUAAAAUAAAAUUGCUUUUCACUUCAGCGACGCGAUCGGUGCAGUGAAAUUGUGCUCAGUAUUUUCCCGACAGACAAAAAUUAAUAAUUUUUUGUAAGUUUUUUGUAAGCCCUUUGACUAUGUAUUUCCCCCUUCAUUUCCCUGCGUCUUCCUCAUCUUCAGUUUUGUGACUGGUUUUUUGGAAGUGCAAACAAUGACUUACUUGUAAGUGGACUCCCACUUGAACCGUGAAAAGUGGGAUCUUCUGGUUUAGUGACCUCCUCUUGUGAAUGGCCUCCGGGAGAUUUUGCUGAUUGUUUCUUCGAGCGUUCACAUUUUUAUUUUUAACCAAAAUUCUGUUUUUGAAUUUUUAAAAAUUGAUGUUUUAGCUGAUCGCCGGCUCAACACCAAGUCCGGGAUUAUCGGCCAACUCCGGAGCCGUGAAGCGGCUGUUGUCGCUCGCUCAACGACAAUGAAACCGAGGUCAUGGACCUUGUUUUCGAAUAAAUUUUUAUUGCUUUUGCUGCUGGUGUCCAGCACAAUGUGUAAUGGUAGGAAUUAAACUUUUUUUAAAUUUUUAAACCUUUCUUAAGAUUUUUUACCGACGGUUUCGUUGAUUUUGCGACUAAAAAAAUGAUUUUCAGCAUCUCCCAGACCUCAGUGGCCACAACAGAAUCCAGAAUUUUAUUCCAACUCGUAUCAGAGUCAAGCCGGAUACGUGCCGCCGAGCGCGUUUGGCAACAGUAAUUAUGGAGGUAAGUGUUGGUUUGUUUGCGGCAAAAGGUGUAUUUUAAUAUCAUAACUUGUUUUAAUUACCGGUUCAAAUACAGCAAACCUCUGUACAGCGAAUUGUAAAGAAGAAAACGUUUUUUUUCAUUUUCUUUUUCAUAAAGUGCAUGGACACUUGCUCUCUUCCGCACAGUGAAUUUUUAACUUCUUAAUAGUAGGAAGUCAAAUUUUUCGCAGAAACCAUUCCCACGACCUUUGAACUUCCCCGUUUUAGACGUUUUGUUGUAUGUAAGCUUCUUGUACAGAGGUUCCGCGGCGUAGUACAGGACCUGAUUCAGUGGCAAAAAACAUACCACUUUGCAUCCGGGAAGUAUCAAAAGAUAUAGCAAAAUGCCUCCUUCUCCAACUAAAUAACUCCGUUUUGAAGGGCGCGCCCUUUCCCCUCACAAACGUUUUUUGAAAUCGGAGUUUUUUUUCACCUGGAGAGGAAGGUACUUUGCCACAUUUUUUGAUAUUUCCCGGAUGCGAAAUGGUAGGUUUUUUGCCAUUGGAUCAGGCCCGCCACUAUAGGCACUUUUUCGCUGUCGCUCGCGCCCUGACUUUCUUGCACGGUGCAUGCCUCGGAAAUCACUCCAGCGGCUUUGCGCACGGUCUGGUAUACCUCCUCAACUAUAAUAUACAGUCAGAAGGCUAUUGUUGACGUCCUUAUUAAAUUCUGUUUCAAUUUUCCUCCCAAUUUCAGCCUUCAAUCGUCCAUUCAUCACCCGGCCGAUGCAACCCAACGGUUUCCUCAACUACAACAACGGUUUCGGGCAUGGUUAUUCCGGAAUGGGCACAGCCACCAACAACGAGCUGCCCACCGCUCCGCGAGAGUCCGAGGAAACUCACACUAUUCCAUUAACGCCUCCGGCAGCUCCCUCGGAGCCGGUUGGGCCCACAAUGCCGGCAGUGCCGCCCGCGAACCCAGGACCCGCAAUGGGGGGAAUGGGUAUGGAAAUGAACGGAAUGGGCUCAAAUAACAAUCAAAAUGGACCAAUGCCAAGCAACAAUAAUAUGGGGAAUAUGAAUCAAAUGAACAUGGCGGGAGAUAAUCGACCGUCAGGAAUGGGAGCGGCCGGUCAAAUGAGUGGAAAUCAGAUGAAUUUUGGACAGAACGGAGGAGGGAUGGGACGAGGAAUGUGGGGCCAAAAUGGAGCCUAUGGAGGAUCGAGUAAGUUGAGAUUACAGCGGUGUUUUGAAAGAACAUCAAAGAGCAACAAAUUGGGGCGUGAGAAGUUUUACAUCUAUUUAUACAGUAGAGGUUAAUUUUUCAAGUAAAAAAUCGAUUUAUUUUGCUCAAAACUGGCGAAUUUCUAGCCAAAAAGUAUUAUUCUCCUUGACCGCUAUACGUUCGGCAGCAAAAAUUGUGGGAUAUUCCCUGAAAAGCGCGAGCUAAAAUUUUCAGGAAGACUCAAAGCUGUACAUGCCUACAGCACAAAAAUUAUCAAUUUUUUGUUGGCUUUCUUAAUUAUUACAUAUACUAUCUUCGAAAAAGUUUGUAUAAAUUUGAUCCAAGUUUCAUCAAAAUAUUAACGUCGCACUUGAAGCAUAUCAAUGUGUCGGGAAAGUAAUAAUCACACUGUGGCUGCGCUGAUCGUGUCGUUGAAGCGAAAGGCCAUUUGAUUUUGGCACGACACCGUUCAUUUUCACAGCAGCAAUGCGACAGAGUGCUCAUUAUUUUCUCGACAGACUGAUAUAGUACGUGUAGCAUGUAGAAUUUAUACCCUACUUCUCAAGCCAUCACUUGAGAAGUAGUGAAUGUUUCAUCUUCGUAUUUCACUUAUUUCAGUGUACAACCAGCCCUGCUACGGCCCCAAUUGCCCAAUGCCUGGCAUGAACAACGGAGGUUAUGAUCUCACGGGUCUUCAGGGCCUCACCGGUAUGGGCUCCAACAUUGGUCAAUCGCCGACCGAGGACUACAACUCGGCCGAAGAGUCGGCCGAAAUCGCCGCCGGCGACGACCUUGAACAAUCGAAUCUCCGAAAGUACGCCGAGUAUUUGGAGCUAGUGAAUCGGCGGUACGGAAUCGGCAUGCCAGGACAAGUGCCGAACACCCAGAACGGGCAAUGGAACAUGAACAACAUGAACAUGGGCAUGAGCAACAUGAAUAUGGGAAUGAACGGGAUGAACAUGGGCAUGAACAACAUGAACAUGAUGGGAAUGAACAAUAUGAAUGGCAUGGGAAUGCAGGGCACGAUGGGCCAAGGACUGCAGAACGGAAUGGGAAAUGGGCAAGGGGGACUGCCCGGGGGCUUUAGCGGCUCACAAGGACCGACCGAGCCGUUGGCGCCGAGUACGGGGCUGAGUGGCGGUGUGGUGGACAAUGGAGCGAUUAAAAGUGGAUCCAUUUCGAGUACUGGCUCGGGAAGUUCGGGACCUGGUAGGUUGUGUUGUCAGUUGGUCGGGAAAAUAGUGUGGAUUUGUCGCAGUUGUGCAGCAAAUCUCCAGCCGCGGCUAGCUGCCGCAAAGUGAUCAUGGGAAAUUUCAAGGUGCGAAAAAUCCACUUUAUUUUCCCGACAGACUGAUAUACAGACGCUAAUCUGAUAAAGGAAAUGGCAGAUAUACCGCAAGAGUAGUUUCAAUCAAACCUCUGUCAAGAAAAGUCUUGGCAUCUCUGAGAUUGUUGGUUAUAGAAAGGUUUUGUUGUGCGAGGUUUCGUUGUACUAGACAGUCAGGAAAACCGCCGGACAGAUUUAUGCAUGGUGCGAAAACAUGGGCUGUCACUGGCUUUUUUUGCGUAUUGCAAACGUCAAAAAUCAAUCUUGCGGCUUUCUCAUUGACCUCCGUACGACAAAACUCUAUUAACGAACAAAUUUCUUGCCCUUUUUAUAUAUAUAAUACAUAGAGAUUCCACUAUCUUGUGAACAAACUUCCGGGUUUACCCCCAAAUCUUAUACCACUUUUCAGACUCUCCCUCCCCGUCUCCCAGCACAGCCCCCAGUGGGAUGGGUUCCCUCCUAAUGAGUCGUAAUCUCGGCUUCGGCGCCUACCCGUACAACGGCGCCCUCACGAAUCAAGGCUACCUUCCCAACGUCUACGAGAACCCCUAUCCAAUGCAAUGGCCGAUGAGUGGCAGCUUCGGAGCCCUGACGAACAUGGGCCAGCCCAUGAAUCCGUGGGAGAAUCCGUACGGCGGCACCGGCUCGUUGCAGCCAGACUACGGCUUGGAAAUGCAGCCCUACGGCUACGCGAAUAUCCGAUAUCCACAGCCUCAACGGCCGUCGAUUAAUUACCCUGUACGAUGGAAUCAGGAGACAACUACCGGACCCCCGGUCUCGCCGCCAGAGCUACCAUCGAGUAGAUCGAGAGAAAAGAGCUUGGAGACCAGUGGCAGUCAGGAGAGAACGCAUCAACCGCCCAACACACCCACUGCAACAUCGAUUCAAGCGCUAACGCAACAGGUCAGGAGGGUGUUUCGGACUUUUGCUAGAAGAGAAAAGAGUGUGGGACCAAACAAAUUCCCAGUAGAACAAACUUGAAAAUUUAGAGAAAAUUGAGGUUUAGGGACAGCAGGCUGGCGUCAAGUCUCACCCCAAUGGGUCAAGUUUCUCUGUCGAAUAAAAUUAUUUUCUCUCGGGAAAAGUUAUUAAUUACGGCCCUAUACAGAAUCAUAAGUUGUAGUUGUAGAAUCAUAGGUUGCCGAAAUUCAACAUGCUUUGAAUUUGCACCGCCUUUCUCCAGCGGUGUUGAACAAUCUUUGAAGGCAAAGUGCUACCUGUUUUUACAUGCUUAGAAGCUUUGCGCCAAAGCGUGAUUUUUUUGCAUAAAGAUUGGGGGCUUCGGUAGUUCAGCCCCCCAUGAAAGGUAGUUCAAACCCCCACUGUUUUGCCCGUUUCACACCCCACAUAAUGAACAAAUUAGAAUAAUACAAAAAUGUAAGUGGGGGUUUGAUCUACUACGUUGGGGGUUUGAUCUAAAACUUAGGGGGCUUUUUCUAAAACGGAGGGGGCUUCAUCUAAAACGUAGGGGGCUUGAACUAAAACGUAAGGGGCUUGAUCUAAAACAUAGGGGGCUUGUGCUGGACCAUACAACUUGGAUUAAUUCUUUGAAAUAAAUUUUGGGGUUCAGAAUGGACAAGGGGGGUUAUACUGGGUUAUGGGGGGCUAAACUGGACUGGGGGGCUGUACUACCUUAGCCCCAAAGAUUGUUCUCAUAAGCGAAAAUAACGUUAGUUUUUUUACUAAAUCUUGCGAAUAGGCAUCGUAAAAUUUGCUAACGCUUUACCUAAAAAACUUGACAAGCUUAUCUCAAAACGUUAUUUACUAUACAUUGUUCUCAGAUUCGACGACUGCCGGCGGUUCUCUACGUUGACUCGAAGGAUCAAGAAGGCCGCAGAGUGGAGAAUAUGCUCCGCGACACCUACGGACUUCCACUCGUCUCCUUUUACGUCGACAAAAUCGACAAGCCCAAGACGGUGGAGAAAUAUCUUCAUCAACUCACCGCUCACAAAGGAAUGCCCUACUUGUUUAUUUGUGGGACUUUUAUUGGGAGUUUGGAGCAUGUGGACAAUUACCACAAGAACAAGCAGAUCCCACAGCUGGUGGAGUAUGUUUGUGGCGAGGAGAAGGACAAGAAACAACCGCAUUCGCACAAGGAUAAGGACAAGAAGAAGCCGAAAGAGAAACGAAGCCGAAGCCGGCGGAUACCCGGAUAG
Messenger RNA from Bursaphelenchus xylophilus (pine wood nematode), 6510 nucleotides. NCBI's taxonomy places the organism in Eukaryota, Metazoa, Nematoda, Chromadorea, Rhabditida, Aphelenchoididae. The record is from the annotation of a GenBank genome assembly.